ACGCGCUCGCUGCAAAAAAUAAACAAAUAAGGAGCCACAAGUGCCGGAAAAAUAAAAUGGGUGUCCGUGGCCUUACAAGCUACAUUGCCCAACGCGCCGAGAUCUACCUAAAGCCCUACGAGCUGCACUCAACUGCGCUGGUCAUCGAUGGUGACAAUUUAUCAUGUAACUUGUACAAGGAUGUGUCUGGGACCUACUCGGCUUUUGGAGGGGAUUACGAUGAUUUCUACCGGGCUGUGGUGCAGUUUUUUCAAGUUCUGGCCGAGUGCAAUAUCCGUCCGUACGUCCUGAUGGAUGGUGGAUAUGAGGAGAAAAAGCUUCAGACGGUCAGCACCCGGUUAAGGGGAAAAAUUAGCGUUAUCAAAAAGAUCAACCCUAAUGCCUCCAUUACAUUGUUUCCCUUGCACCUCAAAGAGGUUUUUGUGGAUGCUGUGAGGGAUUGUGGAGUUCCAGUGAUGCGAUGUGUCUUUGAAGCCGACGAUGAGCUGGCGGCCUUAGCAAGGAAACUUAAUUGCCCGGUGCUCUCGUAUGAUUCGGAUUUCUACAUCCACAAUGUGAAGUACAUCCCGCUUAUAACUCUGACUGUGAAGGUUCUUACCAAGCAAAUUAAGGAUAAGAGCAACCAAAAAAAGUCUCGUGAUCUGCGGCGCAAUGAGGCCAAACACGUGGAAAAGCGUACCAAGGCAAACAAGAUUUUGAAUGGCAUACAAACCGCAUCCAAAACGACACCUUCGAAACCAAAUGUAAAGACCUACAAAUAUCUGGAUUGUUGCAUCUACCGAGUGGAACAUCUCUGUGGUCGAGGCACUCUUAGCCCCGAAAAGUUGCCCCUGUUUGCUGCCCUUCUGGGUAACGAUUACAUUGCUCGAAGUGCUUUCCGGAACUUCUUUGCUUCCGGCAUGGGUAAAGCGGGCAGGAGUCGCAAAUUGAAACAACAACAAAAACGCAUACAGGUAACUCUCAAAUGGCUCAAGGAGGAGACCUCCGAGACGGCUUUGGCCAAAGUACUUUCUAGGCUGAAAAAGACUCAACGAGAAUCUCUUGCCUCUCAAGUCAAUGCCGCCAUUUGUGGAUACUCGAAUGAGUUGUGUCAUGCUUAUGAUUUCUUUGAAGAGCAGUAUGAGAAUGCUUUUCCAUAUGUCGAACCCGUAAGCGAAGAUGAGCUCAGCGUCGAGGAUGAAAUUAAUGAAGGAGAAUAUAUAUCCGGAGAUGAUGAUGAUGAGGUGGCAGAAGAGGGACAGGAGGAAGAUCCAGAGCCAGACGAACAGGUGCCAGAAGAUCCUGAAGAAGACGAGGAUGAUGAAGAGGAAGCAGAAGAAGAAGUAGAAGUGGAAGAUAAGACGUUACUUUUCCCAGCAUGGUUUUUAAAGAAGCUUUACCCCGCGCACUUGUCACGGUUCUUUGUGGAUCUUGUUCACCUAAGAAAGUACAUCAACAACCCACAAAUGGAACACUUUCCUUAUGCUGACUCCAACGAACUGGCUCUGCCCAUCCUCAAUUACGUUUUUUCCCUACUCCACCACGUUGAGGGAGAGAAAACAGAGCCCGGAUUAGACGAAGAGGGUUCACCUUUACCCAUCGAGUUUACCUACCUCACAAGAGCUCUUCGGGUGACCAAUGUGCGGCAUUACAAAAUGCCCAUUGAAAAAGAACCUCCUUAUCCAUUCAAUCCAUCUUCACCCGAUCCCAGGCAUUUGAGGCACGUCUUCAAAUCGUUUGUGCCGCAUGCCGAUACGGAUAAGCUUUUUGAGAAGCUGGAUAAGCUCCCUGAGGAUCUGAGACUAUAUUUUCUAUCUAUUAUCUACUGGAUACAUCGAUCUGAGCACUGUGAUCAAUUGCAUCUUCACUCCUUGCUGCUAAGUCUGGUGGUCCUUCGCACCAUUGAUGUUACCAUACCAGCUGAAAGAGAGGUGAAAGAAUUCAAGAAAAGAUUUGGAAAAAUCCUGAAACAAGAACGAGCCGUGAGAGAUAAAGAAUUGGCCGAAGGAGUCAAGCGUGGAAUUAAACCAUCCCUUUUGGAACUUUCAAUACCCGAUAGAAUGCCUCACGUUCCGAAGUCUGACUGCUAUUUAACCCAGGAACGCCUGCUGCCACACUUUCACAUGCAGGAGAUUUUUAAGAAGAAAUUCGAUCUCUAUUCUUCAACGGUUAUCCAUAGCUUUGCUGAGUUUCAGGCGGUUGUGUAUCAGCUUAGUGGGUUGAACGCUCUUCUGGACUUUCCCCUGUUGAAUCCUAGGAUGAAUCAACUGUUUUGCGGUGCUUUCCUUUACAAUAUGUACGAUCUGCUCAAAAAUCGAACGGACGUUCGCUAUCAUGUGGAGCAUUUCCUGCUGCCCGAUUCUAAGCUAAUGUUUGACUUCUAUUGUUACCUAUACGACUGGUGCGAGGAGUUUAUUCCCGAUUGGAAGGUCAUGGAAGUGGACCAGUCUGCCCUUAAAGCCCAACAAAAAAAGCGGGUUAAGAAAGAGCGUCAAGCAUCUAGAAAAGCGGAAUCGAAGGCGGAGUCGGAUCCCAAUGCUGAAUUGGUUAAGACUGCUGAUCCGGAUGAGGAUUUCUUUGAUUUGAACAACAAAUUCUGUGGGCUUAAAGUUGCCUAAGUUUAUAC
Messenger RNA from Drosophila bipectinata, 2605 nucleotides. RefSeq names its product protein asteroid (gene ast). Lineage: Eukaryota; Metazoa; Arthropoda; Insecta; Diptera; Drosophilidae. The record is from RefSeq and is a predicted model, not a curated record.